AUGCUUAAAUCGACAUACGUGCCGUCGGCGGCAGCGGCAGCGAGCAGCGCACCACUGCCGCCUGGCUGGACAGAACACACGGCGCCCACAGGACAUACCUAUUACUACAAUGCCGAGACGAAAGAGUCGACCUACAAGCGUCCAGGACUCGCUCCUGUGCCCGAACCGAUACCGCAACAGCAUCCAUAUGCGCCACUCAUUGGGUUGCCCUCGCUUUCCGACCCCAAGGUAGCCAAUGCAUAUCUCGCCCAGCACAAUCGUGGACCAUAUCAGCAGCAACAGCAGCGCCAGGACCAUGGAAAAGGCGCCGCCCGACCUCGUCCACAGCCGAUAGACAAGCCGCGGAGAAGGGUCUCCAUCCCGGGCCAUGAACCUUGGGUCCUCGUGUACACCAAAUACUCACGACGAUUCGUAUACAAUUCCGCCAAAAACGUAAGCUACUGGCGCAUUCCUGAGAAGCUGAUGCCUGCCAUCCUCGAAAUGGACAAGAAGCGCAUACAAGAGAAGGCUACGGGUAGCAAAAACACACCUCAAGGUGACGGAGAUGGGGCUGGCGAUAGCGAGGAAUACGAAGAGGUCGAAGUGACAGAUGACGAGGGCGAAGGAGACGACGCGAGCGAAAAUCAUCCUAAAAAACGACUACGGACUGAUGACGAUGCCAAUGUCGACGAACAAGAAGAACAAGAACAAGAGGAGGAAGAAGGGGUAGAGCAAGAUGCUGGCUCGCUCGAGUUCACAGAGGCCGACAUUGCGAUGCAACUACAAAUGAUGGGCGAAGAGUACGGGCUGGAACCUGGCGAAUACGACGACGGCAACAUGCAAGACUGGCCCGAAGGCGCCGCAGGCCUGGCGUUCUCUCAGGAAGAUGCCGAGCUGCUCUUCAUCGACCUCCUCGACGACUUACACAUCAACCCGUACAGCGCGUGGGAGAAGCUGCUCGAAGACGGUAAGAUUGUCGACGACCCGCGGUACACGGCGCUCGGCACAACCAAGGCUCGCAAGGAGUGCCAUGACAAGUGGGCGCGCGCGCGCAUCGCGCAGCUCAAGGCGCAGCGCGCCCAGCAGGAGAAGAAGGACCCGCGCGUGGCCUACGUGGCGCUGCUGCAGGAAAAGGCCACGCCGAAGCUGUACUGGCCAGAGUUUAAGCGCAAGUAUAAAAAGGAGGACGCGAUGCGGGAUGCGAAGCUGCCGGACAGGGAAAAAGAGAAGAUGUAUCGCGAGCACGUGAAUCGGUUGAAAAAGCCGUCAGCGACGCUCAAAUCGGACCUCACGGCCCUGCUCAAGGCGCAGCCCGCGACACAGCUCAACAACACGUCGUUGAAGAAUGGGCUGCCGAGCGCGGUCCUCGCCGACCUGCGGUACAUUUCGCUGCCGCCGAGUGUGCGGGAUCCGCUGAUUGAGGCGUUUGUGCAGAGCCUGCCGCCGCCGCCUCAGGGCGAGCAAGGUAGUUCAGCAGCAGAAGAGGAGGAAGCAAAGGAGCGGAGCAAGGCGAGGGAGAGGCGCGAAAAGGCGCUGCGGGAGCACACACGCGCCGUGGACGAGCAGAGACGCAAGAGGGAGCGCGACGUUGCGGCGAGCAAGGCGAGGCUGAGGGAUGGCGAGAUGCAGAUUGACAGGGCGAUGAGGGUAGAUAAGAGGGGUCUGCAGGGCCAGCUGGCGGAUAUGAGAAUGGAGGAGGCAAAGAAGCAGGCAGAGGAGAGUUGA
Messenger RNA from Beauveria bassiana ARSEF 2860, 1704 nucleotides. RefSeq names its product WW domain-containing protein. The transcript has a single exon. NCBI's taxonomy places the organism in Eukaryota, Fungi, Ascomycota, Sordariomycetes, Hypocreales, Cordycipitaceae. Gene Ontology annotation, molecular function: RNA polymerase binding; transcription coregulator activity. Gene Ontology annotation, cellular component: nucleus. The record is from RefSeq and is a predicted model, not a curated record. The coding region runs from base 1 to 1704 and encodes 567 amino acids.